CGUGACAAGAAGUGCGAGGCAACACGUGACACACGAUCUUUUCUGUUGACAAUAUCGAAAUCUUCCAGGUUCCAACUCCCAUUGUGCACCGUCUUGGCCAACACCACCGUGCCCGGCAAUUCGGCUUGGAAAUGGUACAAUAAUGCGCAUUUUGCACAAGAGCUCUUCGAGUGGCAACCUUCGAGCCUUUCACCCUCCGUGAUACCAACACCUGCCGUGUGAGAAGAACAGAGGUAGUCAAAGCAUUCAGCCCCGAAUGGCUUCAGAUCCGCGUCGUGGGAGGGUCGCGUCAGCUUCUCCCGACUCAACAACUCCAGAAACAACGCCGCUAGCUGGAGUAGAUCUUGUUACGUCUACAGAACAAGAGCAGCAGGAUGGGUCAGUGACACCGGCUCCCGAAGAGUCGUCGUACAAGCUCAAGUUCUGCACAGUCUGCGCAUCCAACCAAAACCGGUCUAUGGAAGCACACCUGCAGUUGUCCUCUGUUCCGUACCCGGUCAUAUCGUUUGGUACUGGCUCUUUAGUUCGGCUUCCUGGGCCUUCGAUCACUCAGCCAAACGUGUAUAAUUUUAAUUCGACAUCCUAUGCCCAGAUGUAUGAUGAAUUACACGAGAAAGACCCGCGACUAUAUCGCAAUAAUGGAAUUCUAAAUAUGUUAGAGCGAAACAAAAACCUCAAAUGGGGCCCGGAAAGGUUCCAGGAUUGGGUUCCCGGUCAGCCUCGCGUUGAUCACGUUGCAAAAGGCGAUAAGGGGAGCCUAGGAACCGAAGCAGGGGUGGUGGAUGUCAUCAUUACUUGCGAAGAGCGUUGUUGGGAUGCAGUGGUGGACGAUCUCAUGAACAAAGGAUCGCCGCUGAACCGGCCGGUGCAUGUCUUCAAUGUUGAUAUCCGUGAUAACCACGAGGAGGCCUUGCUUGGAGGCAAGGCUAUCCGUGAUCUGGCCGACAGGCUAAAUAUCGCUGCCGGUGAGGAACGCCUCUUCAAUGGUACAGAGGGAUGGGAUCAGGGUACAGGCGAAGCUCGACAGAGCUUUGAUGAGAGAGUUCCGGAAAUCCUAGCUGAAUGGCAGGAAAAAUACCCCAACCUGCCUGCACUAUGGACUUUGUCAUGGUUCUAAUUUAUGAUUUCCAUUACAUGUCAAAUACCUAUAGAGCACCUAAAAAACAAAUCGCAAACGAGAAAAUAGUUUUGCAGCUGGAAAUAUACUAAAAUCGACAAGCCUCUGUGAGAGGUUGCGCAUAGAAUCACGUGUCAGGCAGCAAGGCUUAAUCUUAUCGGCCACCACCAUAAAGAACUCAAUUUGAACCUUCCCCUAC
Messenger RNA from Talaromyces proteolyticus, 1316 nucleotides. Its product is annotated as transcription/RNA-processing factor Ssu72. Gene Ontology annotation, cellular component: mRNA cleavage and polyadenylation specificity factor complex; nucleus. The record is from RefSeq and is a predicted model, not a curated record. Gene Ontology annotation, molecular function: RNA polymerase II CTD heptapeptide repeat phosphatase activity. NCBI's taxonomy places the organism in Eukaryota, Fungi, Ascomycota, Eurotiomycetes, Eurotiales, Trichocomaceae. The transcript has 2 exons. Bases 257 to 1117 code for a protein of 286 amino acids. Gene Ontology annotation, biological process: termination of RNA polymerase II transcription.